Molecule: messenger RNA, 1323 nt
Organism: Ilyonectria robusta
Lineage: Eukaryota; Fungi; Ascomycota; Sordariomycetes; Hypocreales; Nectriaceae
Exons: 1
Coding region: 1-1323 (440 amino acids)
Biological process (GO): proteolysis
Molecular function (GO): zinc ion binding; metallocarboxypeptidase activity
Source: RefSeq, a predicted model, not a curated record
AUGAAGGCCUCUCUUCUUAGCACGCUGCUCGCGCUGUCUUCAGUGACAUCGGGAUGUCUUCUCCCCGAAGAGCGCGAGGGCGGUGAAAUGAGGACAGUUGUCCGUCGUCAAACGAGCAAUGGAACCCCCAUUGGCACCGGCGAUAGAUUCAGUGCCGGAGCAACAGCCCCACGAGGACUGGGAACGCAAUCCAGCGCCUCCUUCAGCACGCUCCUGAACGUCGCCGAGAUCAAGAGCGGUCUGCAAGGCCUCGCCAGCACGUACGGAAUCACAACGUUUGAGACCCCGUACAAGACUUACCAAGGCGCCACUGUGCUCGGAGCCAAGGUUGGGGGCACCGGAGGCACCUGCAACAACGCCUACCGUGUCUUCUUCAACGGCAACAUCCACGCUCGAGAGCGCGGAUCCAUGGACAGCGUGCUGUACUUUAUCUCGGAUCUGCUGUACGCCAACAAGAACAACGUUGGCCUUACGUACGGAACCAAGACGUAUACUAAUGCGCAAGUCAAGACCGCCUUGUCUGCCGGAAUUGUCUUUAUUCCGCUGAGCAACCCCGACGGAGUUGCCUACGAUCAGUCGUCCAACAGCUGCUGGCGAAAGAACCGCAACCCCAACUCGGGCGGAUCCGUGGGCGUGGAUCUGAACCGCAACUUCGACUUCCUCUGGGACUUUAAGAACCUCUUUGCGUCCAGCGUGCAGUCCAGCGUCGCCUCCACCUCGACCAGCUCUGAGACGUACCACGGAACCAGCGCCUUCUCCGAGCCCGAGACCAAGAACAUCAAGUGGGUAUUUGAUACCUACUCCAAGGUCCGUUGGUUCGUUGACCUGCACUCGUACGCAGGCGACGUGCUCUACAGCUGGGGCAGUGACGACAACCAGUCCAGGUACCCGUAUAUGAACUUUCUCAACAGCACUUACAACAGUGUCCGCGGGGUCCUUUCCGACACGCCCGGUUCGGGCAGAGGCUACGGCGAGUAUACGCCUCAAGCCGAGAGCGACGCCAAUAUCGGCGCAGCUAACCGUAUGGUUUCCGCCAUGUCUGCGGGAGGCGGCCGUUCUUACACGGCUAUGCAAGCAUCCGAUCUGUAUCCCACAUCCGGUGCUAGCGACGAUUACGCCUACUCGCGCCACUUUGCGGACACCAGCAAGAAUCUUGUUCACGCAUACACGGUAGAGUUUGGUUUCGGCAACAGCGCGGCGUCCUGCCCGUUCUAUCCUACGGUUGCUCAGUACAACUCCAACCUCAAGGCAACCAGUGCUGGUUUCAUGGAGUUGUUGUUGGCUGCCGUUGACCUGGGACUUGGUGAUGCGCAAACAUGUUAA